Symsagittifera roscoffensis is the source of this 2773-nucleotide messenger RNA. RefSeq names its product sodium-dependent noradrenaline transporter-like. Lineage: Eukaryota; Metazoa; Xenacoelomorpha; Acoela; Convolutidae. Gene Ontology annotation, cellular component: neuronal cell body membrane; presynaptic membrane; neuron projection. Bases 366 to 2363 code for a protein of 665 amino acids. The record is from RefSeq and is a predicted model, not a curated record. Gene Ontology annotation, biological process: dopamine uptake involved in synaptic transmission; sodium ion transmembrane transport. Gene Ontology annotation, molecular function: dopamine:sodium symporter activity. The transcript has 9 exons.
GGGACUGUUAGUCUGUCUCUUGGGAGCAUUGUGCCAUUUAUAUCUUUAAAAUAUAGAUCCCUUGUAGCCAUUGGCAGUUUCGUCUACUUUUACCAGGUGCGUCAAGUUGCCUAAUAAAAUUGUCUCAAUAGUGAGUGCGUGUAAUUUAAUCGUAACACUCACAGUUUAUGUUCGCUCUAAAGUAACAGUUAUGAGCUUUGAAAACUUUAGCUUGCGGCAUAAAACUUUAAGCUCUACGAAGACUUAUAGUACCUAACAAAUGGUGUCACCUUCAGUUUGAAAGUAAUGGCAUAGAUAUCAUUUUUUAAAUUGCAAAUGCUGCUCGUUUCCUCUGAACGUUUUAAAUACUUUGCUGACACAUCAAGAUGGCCGACAGACCAACGCAACACUUUUCGCCAGUAUUCUUUGCUGGAGACCGAGAGACUGUGAUUGACAACGAUUCGGAGGACCCUCUGGACCUGCGGGUUCGAACGACAGGCACCGGCAACAGCCUCGCCGAGAGAUACUCGAUGUUCCCGGCAAAGACUAGUGAGAUCAUUGAGUUCGGAAUGGACCAGGGAGAGGGUGAGGGUGAGGGUGAGGGGAAAGGGAAGAAUGCGAUGAGCGGGAGCUUCGGGAGUGAACACCUCAAGGACAUUUGUGACGACAGAGUCAGUUGGGGCACCAAGGCGGACUUCCUCCUGUCUGUGAUCGGAUACGCAGUAGAUUUAGCGAAUCUGUGGCGCUUCCCCUACCUGUGCUACAAGAAUGGGGGAGGGGUGUUCCUCAUUCCCUAUUUUCUCAUGCUCAUUUUUGGGGGCAUUCCUCUGUUUUACAUGGAACUGGCUCUUGGCCAGUAUCAGAGGGAGGGACCUAUCUCGGUCUGGAAAAUCUGUCCUCUCCUAAAGGGUGUGGGCUACUCGGCUUGUAUAAUAGCGUUCUACGUGGCCUUCUACUACAAUGUGAUCAUCGCGUGGGCACUCUACUACCUGCUCAAUUCCUUCCGCACCCAACUGCCCUGGGGCUCCUGCGACUUCUUCUGGAACACUGAGCUAUGCACUGUCGGAUCUAGUAAACUCAAUGACACUGAAGGUGGAAACUCUUCUGUUGUUGGUGAGGGUGGGGGUGGAAGAGGAGGGAUGGUGUCUCCAGCGGAGGAGUACUACAAGCGGAGGGUAUUGGGGCUGCACAAGAGUGAGGGUCUGCACGACAUGGGGGGAGUGCAGUGGGAACUCACUCUCUGUCUGUUCGCCAUUUUCACACUCCUCUACUUCUCUCUCUGGAAGGGAAUCAAGAUGUCUGGCAAGAUAGUAUGGAUCACCGCCACCUUACCCUACAUCAUGCUGUUUAUCCUUCUCGUCAGGGGCAUCACUCUGCCAGGGGCAGCCACUGGUAUCAAGUAUUAUCUGCAGCCAGACCUGUCCAAGUUGUCAGAACCGGGUGUUUGGAUUGACGCUGCCAUUCAGAUCUUCUUCUCGCUGGGAGUGGGGUUCGGAGUUCUGAUUGCGUUCUCGAGCUACAACAACUUCCACAACAACUGCUACAUAGACGCCCUCUGCACCUCCACCAUCAACUGUCUCACCAGCUUCCUCUCCGGAUUCGUCGUCUUCUCCAUCCUCGGCUACAUGUCUUUCAAAAACAACGUGCCGAUAGAGGAGGUAGCCACUGAGGGCCAUGGUCUCGUGUUCGUCGUCUACCCGGAGGCCAUAAGUGCCCUGCCAUACCCCAAUGUGUGGGCCAUAGUGUUCUUCCUCAUGCUACUCACUCUGGGCUUGGACAGUUCAAUGGGGGGACUUGAAUCCGUCAUCACAGGUAUCUCCGAUGACUUCAAAACUACUCUGCGCAAGCACCGGGAGUUGUUCACGCUGUUGAUAGUGGGUGUGGCCUUCUUGGUGGGUCUGACUAACACCACGUACGGGGGAGCAUACCUGGUGCAGCUGUUCGAUGCAUAUGCCGCCUCCACUUCAAUCCUAUGCACAGUCAUGUUCGAGGCCAUUGGGGUGUUCUGGCUCUACGGCACGCAGCAGUUCAGUGAGGACAUCCAAGAGAUGAUGGGAUUCACCCCUGGAAGAGGAUGGCGCUUCGUGUGGAAGUUCGUGUCGCCCCUCUUCCUCCUGGCUGUGUUGUUGUCCUGCAUAGCCACAUACUCUCCCCCCAUGUAUGAGGAGUAUGUCUACCCCAAGUGGUGCGAACUGAUUGGCUGGUGCAUCACUCUGUCGUCCAUGCUGUGCAUUCCCUUCAUGGCACUCUACACAUUCAUAGUCAGUCCAGGAAAUACUCUGAGAGAAAAACUGGCCCACUCUAUCUCCCCAGAGAAGGACAGGGCCAGGGUGAAGAACGGGGAGGUGAAGAGGUUCCAGCUGCAACACUACACCUCAUUUUGAUCAUGCACCACUACAGCCCCAAAAUGAACACCAAUCAACACUCACUCGACACCCUCCCCUAAGACCCAUCUCAGAUCCACUAACCCCAAGUAUAUAGUAAAUAAUUAGACAUCUUGAACAAAAACUGAAGGGCCGAAGUUGAAUACUCCAAAAAAGAGCAUCUACCAGAAGAUCGAUUGAGGGGGAAAAUCUACCUAUUCUGAAUCUCUCCAAAACAUCUGAUAAGGAAACUGAACACAAAGCAGUCAACUUUUUUGCUAGAACACCAGCUGGUUUUAUUAUAUUCAAUUUUUAAUAGUAUUUUUGCAAAAUGUCGUGAAUAUGCCCGAUCUGUACAAAAAGCAUGUUGUUGAAUUCCUAUAGUUUUACUCUCAGAUGUAUAAAAUAUUCAAUUGAACGUUUAGACUUGG